Molecule: messenger RNA, 1704 nt
Organism: Zasmidium cellare ATCC 36951
Lineage: Eukaryota; Fungi; Ascomycota; Dothideomycetes; Mycosphaerellales; Mycosphaerellaceae
Exons: 1
Coding region: 1-1704 (567 amino acids)
Source: RefSeq, a predicted model, not a curated record
AUGUCUUCCCCUCCUCGCUCGCCGAAGCGAAAUGGUUUGAUACUGGAGGAGCAACAGUUUGUUUACGACGACGAGAAUUGGCCGCUGAGGAACCAGAUGCCGAGCCUGACAAUGUCGCCGACUUGUUCUGAGGAGAGUCUGAUGCCGGCAACACCACCGAACGAGCCCAAUGAAUCGAUCCUACUUCCGGGCUUUCACUUCUCAACCACUGAUGAGAAUGUCGAUCCGGCUGAAUUCCACCGCAUAGCUGCCCAGCUACUAUCUGGAGAGUCGUCGAUUAAGAGAGAUUCCGGCAUCGCCGAGGAAUACACCCCACCAGUCCUGGAGAGGCAUCUACAUUGUGACUUGGGAAAGGACCCAUCUGGUCGAUAUUGCUGCUCGUGUGGAAAGUCAUACUCCACAUCUUUCCGCCUUCGAGAGCACGUGCAAGCCUGUGCAGGAACCUCAAAGUUCCCAUGCCCGACCUGCGAUAAGGUGUUCGAGACGAAGGAGAAGCGGGAGAGACAUGUCCAACAACGGCACAACGAUAACAAGGAGGCUUGCCCCGAGUGUGGUGAGGAGUUCCCGGCGAACUACCUUCCAAAGCACCUAGCAAGUGGCCUCGGUGGAUGUGAUGGGAUGAUUCAGGCCUCGAUGGCACCAGCACCUGAAAUCGACGAAGCGUACAGAGAUUCAGCAACUCAAUCAUCAUCACAGCAAUACUGGAUCUACGAGGGCGAUCUUUCCUGGAAUCUGAAAACGACAGCCUCGCGAGACUCCAAAGUAGACGACGAGGUAGAAGACCAAGUCGUAGAACAAACCAUGUCCUACGUGAAAAAACUCCUCCGCCGACCCAUCUCCUCCCCGGCAACAGAAUCCUGCGAUCUCUGCGGCGAGUCCUUCCCCUCGGACGACGACUCCCUCGCCCAACACAUCGGCUCGCACAGUAUGGACUUCAACGAAAAGCGGCACCGCUGCGACGACUGCCGAAUCUAUUUCGCCAACGAAAAGGACCUCGAACGCCACCUCCAAUCCGCAAACCUCAACCACCACUGCGGCUUCACCUUCCGGCACAACUCCCCCUCCUCCUCCUGCACCGGCCACCACCCACCCACCUACUUCAAAUCCAGCCUCGCCAACGACCACAACCUGAUGCAGAAACACCUAUGGGCGUGGGAGCUCUGCCAGCUGCGCGCGCACCGCGUCACCGUCGCCCGCCUCCUCGCGGAACGCCUCACCUCGCCCCAACAGCAAAUGUCCCUGAGCGACUGCCGAAGGACCUACCUCUCCCUCCUCCCACACAUCUCCGUCGCGAGCAGCAGCAGCAGAAGAGACAGCAGCAUCCGCACCUCGUACUCCUCCGUCUGCAGCGACGACGUCGCCGAGAUGAUCGAUACGCAUUUCAGCCGUAUCAUUUCCGAGACGGCCGACUCCUUCUCCCUCUCCAACAUCAACGAGGAAGAAGAAGACGGCAAUGUCUCCGCCCGUCCUGACUCCUCUGUCCUUUCGAACACGACGAAACGCAUGUCGAAACGAAAAUCCCUCGUCGAACUCGCUACUAAACGCGCCGCCCAGCAUCGCAGGAACCGCUCGAAUCCCAUCGAGUACCUCAAAUCGCAGGCUGUGAAGGAGGUGGGAAGGCCGCAGAGUUUGCCGAUGCCGCCCAUGGGCGUGGGAGUGGGCAUGGCGGCGCUGCCUGUGGCGGGGAGGUUGGUGGCUGCUUGA